This is a messenger RNA of Ictalurus furcatus (blue catfish), 6631 nucleotides long. RefSeq names its product coiled-coil and C2 domain containing 2A (gene cc2d2a). The transcript is spliced from 37 exons. Gene Ontology annotation, cellular component: ciliary transition zone. Gene Ontology annotation, biological process: non-motile cilium assembly; protein localization to ciliary transition zone. Lineage: Eukaryota; Metazoa; Chordata; Actinopteri; Siluriformes; Ictaluridae. The record is from RefSeq and is a predicted model, not a curated record. The coding region runs from base 808 to 5865 and encodes 1685 amino acids.
UCCAAAGAAUCAUCAUCAUUACUGUCUAUCAGUAUCUGCUUUAUCCUGGUCAGGAUUUGGUUUUGGAGCUGGGAGGAAAUGCGAGAACCCGACAGAAACCCACGUGAACAUGAGAAGAACAUGCAGAACCCCAGACAGACACUAACCCGAGCUCAGGGUCGAACCGAGAACCGUGGAACUGCUCCCCGACAUGUCGUUUGAUCGGAAAAAUACUCGUUUUUCAUUUUUGUGAACAAUUUUGCACGUUAUAUAUAUUCUCCAAAAUGACUCUAAAGAGCAUAGAGAGCAAAUCUUUCUGUCUCGUUAUGUCACAAAUAUGACAGAAUCAUGGCUCGAUCGUUAAACUCGAGUCCUAACUCAAGACUCAAGUCUAACACCAUGUUCAGUCCAUGAAGGUUUUGAUUAUUAGAGUUGGAUCAGGUGUCUUAUAUGAGGAGAAUGGUUAUGGUUAGGGAACGACUGUUUUAUUGCUGCUGUAAUGUAAGUGAAUACAGGAACUAGCUUGAUUUGUGGAUAUAUAUGUAUACUAGUGUCGUUCAAAAGAAUUAGUAUUUUUUGAAAUUUUCUGCAGUAUAAGAGUUAUAAAACACUUGGGGGCAUGCUGUUAUAGGAAAAUGAUCAACAACAGGAGGGUGUGAUGCAGCGGAGUUACUGUUACCACCACAAAGUUGGUUAUUUACCUAUAACAGCAUGCCCUCAAGUGUUUUAUUCUUUACUUGUUGAUGAUUAGCGUCAUAGAGCUUAUACUGGAAAAGAUUUAUUUGUGUGUUAAAUCUUUGAACGUGAUUUGUUAUUCAGAAUAUAACAAUGCAUUGUUUUUUUCCUUCUUUUUAUUCUAGUGAUAUCCGUGACAAGCUGCGGAAGAAACGCCGGGCACUGCAGGAGUCUUUGGUGAAAGUGCGGGAUGACACGCAGGCUCUGGUUCCCCCUGACUCCGGUACCACUAAGGAGAAUGAUCACACCAUGGUGGAGGAACUGACCGGCAGAGUGGAGGACCCGGGUGAAUCCCUGCGGCACUCUCUGAAAGCACAGAGAAUGAAGAAGAAAAAGAAGCUGUUGAAAGAGAUGGCGGUGGAGGUUCCUCCAGAGGACGAGGCGGUGGAGGAGGUGGUCACGGUCGUGCAGGAGUUGCAGGAGGAGCAUCUAGAAGAUGCGUGGGCUGAGCGAGAUCGCUCGGCUCGAGUACACAGAGGCCUCCCUCCUCUCCCCGUUUUGAGGGCCGACUCCAGUCUGUCAGAGAGCUCCGUGAGGCAGCGUAUGAGGGAGAAGCUGAGAGAGGCCAGGUCUAAAGCUGCGAGUCUGUUGGAGCAGGAGGCUUCGCUGGAGCCGGCCAGUCGUCUGAAGAGCCUCAGAGACAGAGUCACGCUGACCAGAUUCGACCAGGAAUCGGACGACAUUCUCGGCCAGGGUGACGCUUCCCUCGCAGCCAGGGUGAAAUUCCGGGACGCUGCCAGACGCGUCGCAAGAGACAAAAGGACAGAAAGCAGUUUGCCCACCGCUGAAGAAGCGUACAACUUCUUCACCUUCAACUUUGACCCUGAACCUGAACCUGAAGAACGUCACCCCAAGGUCGAAACAAAGAAAGAAGCGAGGGAACGGGAAGACGGAAGAGGGGAGGAGGAGGAGGAAGAGCACGAAGCUGAGAAGGAAGGAGAGGAGGAGACCACAGAUAGGGAUGAAGACGCCCCGCUGGUCGGAGAUGGAGAAGAGGAUCUGUUCGUUAUUCAGUCGGCUCAGGACUUCCUGGAAGUGAAGAAGGCUGAGUAUGUUGAGUACAGCAGCCGCGUUGAAAGAGAGAACGAGCUUCUCUUCAUCCCCAGUAUGAGGCCCGUGCCUGCUUCUAGUAAGCUCCCGGAGAAUGUGCGUCCCCGUUACCUGGAGGAGGAGGGUCUUUAUGUAGGGGAGAGACCAUACGUCUCCCUGACCAAUCAGAACAUUCUGGAAAACCGCGUCAUGAAGCAAGAUCAGGGUAUGAGGUGGUUUGGUGAUGAUGGGCGGAUCAUGGCUCUGCCUAAUCCAAUCAAAGAGUCCUCGUCAAGACCGCCCCUUUUCCAUCUGGAGGAGGAGCUAGAUCCGGCACUACAGACUGUCUACAGAAAGGCGCUGAAAUCCAAGCGCGUCAACCGCUACAUGGCGGGAGUCGGAGACCCGGACGGAGACUACCAGCUGGACGUCGAUGUAUCCGGGCUCAUAUUUUCCCACCAUCCUCUGUUCAGCAGGGAGCAUGUGCUGGGGGCUCGGCUGGCCCAGCUGUACGACCAGUACCUCAGCAGACGGCAUAAAAACUUCGCCUGUCUCCUGACAGAUAAGUUGAACGGGUUGAGAAACGCGAUUCACAAUAUGCUGGAGUUGCAUACAGGAGAAGGCCUUAGUCUGAUGAGUCAGCAAAUAAUUCUGGACUACAAACAGGAAAUAAGGCACACUCGUCAGCUCCGUGACUUAGAGCAAGAAAGGGACCGAACUCUGCUGAAGAGCAUCGUCAAAGUCUGGAAAGAGCUCAAAGCACUGCGGGAAUUCCAGGGCUUCACCAACACACCCUACAAACUCUACAUCAGGAAAGAGGAGGUGGAGCGAGGACGCGACGAACGAGAACACGAGGCGGAGAUCUUAGCCGAGGUGGCCGAGCUGCAGACAGAGCUUGCAGAGGAUUAUGAGAGGAAGAUGGUUGAGUACCGGAGACAUCUGGAGGAAUGGAGGUCCUGGAGGAGGAAACAGAAAGCCGUAAAGAAGAAGAGAAGACAGCAGUCGCAAGGCGAGGCACAGGAAGAAGAGGACGAGCACAGCGAGGAAGAGCUGGGAGAGGCGCGAGCGAAACCAGAACCUCCAGAAAAACCUGACAUGGCCGGUUUGGAGCAGCAGGUUCGAGUGAAAGCUGCGAAGAUCCGCAGGAAACCUGGAGAAUCAGUUUUGGUUCCAGAACUUACUGUUUCCGGCCCGGUCACUCCUAAUGAGCAGUGUCCACGAGGUGAAUUUGCACGGAGGGAGGACGUAGCAAAGCACUCUCUCUUCAUUAAAGUGCUUUACAACAACAAAGAAGUUUCCAGAACAGACAGUCGCUCGCUCAGUAUGGACUUCCGGGUUCACUUCGGCCAGAUGUUCAACCUGAAGAUUGUGAACUGGCCCGAGAGCAUCAAGCUGCAGAUAUAUGAGCGCGCUGGAUCAUCCACCAAUCUGUUGGCGGAGGCGUGCGUACCGGUUCCGGAAACUUCCGUCUUAACAGGAAGUGCUUCAUCUGAAGAGAUGGAGUUCAGCAGCAACCAGAGGGUCGCGUUUAACCAUGAGGGUGUCGGCAGUGACGUGCCGUUCUCAUUCAUGGCUGACGGCAGUAACAAGCAGACGCUGCUGACUUCAGGGAAGCUGUCCUGCUGUGUGUCGUGGGCUGUAGGAGAGGUUGACCUUCCCCUGGCUCCGGCCUCUGGGCAGCCUGGCGCAGGUAUACACAGUGGUCUGAGACAGAUGGAUGCUAUAGCGUGCAUCGGGGCGUCUGGACUAAACGACAUGAAGAAGCUGGGGAAAUGGGCAGCUGAAUCUCGCCUCGACCCCAACGACCCCAACAACUCCUCCAUAAUGCAGCUGCUUUCAGUGGCGAGUGGAGGUGAGAUAGCAGUUCCGGAUUAUUUCCGACUGGAGCAGCUGCAGGAGGAGUUUAACUUCCUGUCUGAAGAGGAGCUGGAGCGCUCGCGCCGCUUUCGCCUGCUCCGGCUGAGGAGCCAGGAGGUGGCCGAGUUCCGCCAUUUUAAAUCCGUGCCUUCCACCGAGAGAGAGAUCCCGGAGAAAGUGUUUGAGGAUUAUGAGCGCAGGCUGAAGGAAGGAGAGCUAGUUGACACCAAGGAGCACAUGGACGCACACAGAGCUCUGGCGGCCAAGUAUUUACAGAAAGUGCAGGAAUCCGUCAUUAACCGCUUCCUCAUAGCGAGGCAUCGUUACACUCUGUCGGAUUUGAUCGUGGAAGACGAGGUCCCGAGCAUCGGGAUUUUAGGCCUGAACCUGUUCAGGCUGGCCGAGCCCAAGCGUCCUCUGAAGCCUCGGAGAAAAGAGAGGAAGAAAGUGACGGCUCAGAACCUUUCGGACGGAGACAUCAGGCUGCUGCUGAACAUCAUCAGAGGCUACGACAUCCCCGUCCGGAAACCUCACGCCAGCAAACCUGCAGCGGCAUCUAAGAGCGCUCGCUCCUACGCUGAGCCGUUUACAUCGGCUCAGUCCUCUCAGGCUGUACUCCAGGCUAGCGAGUGGCCCCUCGGACAGCCCCAGAUCCGGCCCUUCGUCGAGGUCUCUUUUCAGCGUACGGUACUGCAGACGUCCACAGCCGAGGGGCCGAACCCCUGUUGGAACGAAGAACUGGUGCUGCCGUUCAGCGCUCCAAACGGAGAUUACAGCACGUCCAGCCUGCAGGCCGUCCGCGACGAGGUCUUCAUCAGCAUCUUCGACGAGAUCCUGUAUGACGAGGCGGACGAGGAUGAGAGAGAAAGAGGAAACAGUAUACACACACGCAUUGAGAGACACUGGCUGGGUUCCAUAAAGAUUCCUUUCAGCACAAUUUACCUUCAAUCACGGAUUGACGGGACGUUUAAGGUGGCCACGCCCCCGGUGUUGCUAGGCUACAGUAAAGAGCGGAGCCUAGGCAUCGAGGGCGGCUACGAUACAGUUCGGAGUCUAAGCGAAGGCACCUUCCUCACCCUCUUCAUCACCAUCGAACCGCAGCUGGUGCCUGGAGACACGGUCAGAGAAAAGUUUGACACGCAGGAAACAGAGCAUUUGCUGUCGGCGUGCGAGAGCUUCGAGAAGGACGCGGCGAAGAGGUUCCCGGACCGACCCUGUCUCACCACCGUGGUGGAUAUGAACGGCAAAACCGUCUUCGUCACACGCUUCGUCCGAGCGCUACGUCCUCCACAGGAGCUGCUGGACGCUUUUCCUAACAACCCCCAGGAGGCGACGGAGCUGGUCGCUCGAUACGUGUCUCUCGUUCCUUUUCUGCCGGACAGCGUGUCUUUCUCCGGCGUCUGCGAUUUAUGGAGCACCUGCGACCAAUUCCUGAUGCUGCUAGCCGGAGACGAGGAGGAGCACGCCGUCCUGCUCUGCAAUUACUUCCUGUCCAUGGGCAAAAAGGCAUGGCUUAUCAUAGGAACCGCCAUCCCUGAGGGGCCAACAGCGUACGUUCUGACCCAAGAACACAACCGCUACAUGAUCUGGAACCCCAGUACGGGUCAGUACUACGGACAAUACGACACGUUCUGCCCUCUACAGACCGUCGGCUGCCUGGUCAACGCAGAUAAUAACCAUGCAGGCGUGAUCAUUUUGAUCAUUUCUCUCCUGCAGGUGUGGUUUAAUAUCCAGACCUACGCCACUCCGACGAGGAUGUGGUUUGACGUCACCAAGCCGAAGUACUGGAAGCCGUUCUUCUCCAGAGCGUUCCCCGACCCUGGCCUCUCCAGCGUACAGCCUGAGGAGCUGGUGUACAGACGGACAGACAAGGCAGCUACAGCAGAGUUACAGGACAGGAUAGAAAAGGUGCUGAGGGAGAAGAUCAUGGAAUGGCGCCCGAGACACCCGACUCGCUGGAACCGGUACUGCACGUCCACGUUACGUCACUUCCUGCCCAAACUGGAACGGAGCGGAGGCCGCGAGGUCGCCGAGGAGCAUCGGCUCGAGCUGCAAAGCCUGCUGGGAGACUACAGGAUCUCCGGCUUUCCCCUGCACCUUCCGUUCUCUGAGAUUCGGCCGAUCAUCGAGGCCGUGCGCAGCACAGGCGUCCAUAGUGCCGAGGCUCCUAACGUGGAGUUUGCGCUGGCCGUGUACGUCCACCCUUACCCCAGUAAUGUACUCUCCGUGUGGGUUUAUAUCGCUUCGCUAGUCCGCACACGCUAGCUCUCACGACCCUACCCACAGAAAUGGAUGUAGCUUUUUCUUCCUUUUUUUUUUUAUAUGACAUUAUGACGUUUUUAAAUGGUCACUUCUUAUAGAUAGUCUGCUUAUAGGUUCAUUUUAUAUCUAUAUAAUUACAUUAGAUACCGUUACAGAAGAAUAUUUUGUGACCGUGUUUAUACUGAAGAUUUGUACUUGAAUCUCAAAUAUAUUUUUAAUAUCAGUGAUCAAGCUAUACAAGCACAACUUUUUAAAUUUUAUUUAUUUUUGUGUCAUAACACUAUCGAGCAGGAGUCAAGAGUCUAGUGAAGCUACCAGAGUAUUUGAAAUAAAAUACCGUAGUACUCGAUAGAAAGAAAAAAAACGAACGACUCUGGCAGUAGUUCCGCAACUUUAGUCUUCUAGUAGAAUCUAGUUUUUUUGUUGUUGUCGUUUUUAGUUUUUGAUUUGUGAACUGACAGCUUGUGAUGGCAAAAGCAGAAUGUUGAUUGACGCCCUCUUCAAGUUGUCUUAUUUUAUAGCAAUAAGCGAAUCGUUCCGAUUAACGUUUAAACAGAUCACGUAAACAGAUCAUUGUAGGUGAGGAAUCUUAUCCCUGCUUUGUGGAAAUGUAGAAACAUUUCUUUUUCUCGAUAACAGCCAGCCUGCAGUGUUGUUUUUAACCCUCGUUUAUCUGAGACAGGAAAAAUCUCAUUUGCUCACGUUUAUGAAAGCCACACUUCCUGUCUGGUGAUGUAUGUGGUUGAAAAACAUUUCCGUGUGAAAUGCU